AUGAGCGCAAGCACAGCUGCGGCGGUGUCGUGCGUUGAGUGCCAAAGACGAAAGCAAAAGAGAUUGACUGACAGCUCGAUCCAGUGCAACAAACAGUUCCCCUGCAAUCAUUGCCUGAAGCGAGGAGUCUCGCACCUCUGCCGCUUUCCCGUUGUGUCUCUCGUUGCUAACCCCUAUCUUCCACGCGCCGUCAGGACAUCGAAGAAGCGGAGUUUAGACAGCCCAGACUACGUCAGCGAUGCUCUGAAUGCCCUCGGCUACAUGCCUCAUGACCAUCAUCUGGUCCUUGGCAAUGGAAGCGGCCCCAAACCAGGUAAAGAUGUUGUCGAGGAUGAAGCUGAGCCGUCCGAAGAACUCAAGGCUGCCCUUGAGUCCAUGCCUGCAAAGCCCUACACCGAUUGCCUUGUCGACAAUUGGCUCAACGGUGCCAACCACCAUUACUAUGCCCUCUACCCGUCCGAGUUCCGAACCCAAUAUGAUGGCUGGUGGGCAACUCCGCCGAACAAGGUCUCGCCAGAGCUUACCAGCUUGAUUCUGCGUGUUUGUGCAUGCUCGCUGCAUUUCAUCAUCGAUGAUAGUGUCAAAGAAAGGCUCGAAACCGAACUGAAGGCCGACGCCGUGACAUUCGCCCAACGCAUGCACAACGCGGCCGACAAGCUCAGCACAAGCAUAGCGCCAGGAAAGGGUGGUCUGAUUCACGUCCAGCAGCUCUUUUUGACAGCGUUCUGGUACAAGUCGGCAGAGAAGUGGACUGAAGCAUGGCACGCCCUGAGCAGAGCGAUUCGUGCUGCCAACGAGAUUGGCUUGCACAAGGACUCUUUGUCUGAAGGUAUGUCCGAGUUUGACCGUGAGAUGAGAAGGCGUCUUUGGGGCGUCCUCUACAUGUGGGAUUUUGCCCUUGGCUCCAUGCUCUCACGCCCCCUACUUGUCAACCAUGCCGAUUGCACUUUCGUAAUGCCAACUCUGGCCCUCGAAAUUGAUCCCGAGCGGCUCAACCAGCCGUCGCCCUUCCGUCAUAUGAAUUUGCAUUGCCAGCUGUGUCUUGCCAUGGCAGCCGAGUUUGCUCCUCGCGCCGAUGGAAAAGUGGAUGAGGCCGACCAGGCCAGAAGACUGCGCGAUGUCGUCUAUAAGUGGUAUGAGGAUCUUCCCAAAGAGUACUCCCGCACGAAUCCCGACACCCAGUGGGAUGAGGAGUUUGAUUGGGUUGUCUUCCAGCGCCGAUAUCUCCAUCUGAUAGGAUACAUGUCUCUCUUCAGCCCAUUGAAGGCAUUCGUCACCCGAAAUUCUGGCAAGCCUCUGACGAAGCUUGAAUCCGAGCUGCGCGCGGCUGGUGUCCAAGCCGGCCUCGAUCUGAUGGAUGUGUCGUGGAGCUUCUUUGAGAACAUGGUUUCAGCCGGUGCAAAGUUCCACUAUGCCAUCUUUUGCAUCUUUGAUGCCACGACGGUCAUGUGCUCUGCUUUUGUCCACGAUGAGGCCCGCACUCUGCCACAGCGCGAGACGGUGCUCGAGGCUAUCAACAAGGGUCUCCACAUGCUCGAGGAGUCAUACGCCGAGUCCAAGACAACGGCAGCCCUGUAUCGUAUUCUCAAGGGCCUCAUCAUCAACCUGCCGCUCAGCCCUCAAGAAAAGGGAGUAAUCGGAGCUCCGAAACGCAGCAAGCGCACAAAUGCCAACCAGACAGGCGACAGUACAGCUGCCGGCUCAUCGAACAAUGCGUUGGCUAGAAGAAUUCUUUCUGAUCGUAUCUCCGAGGGCGUAGCUCAAGGAUCGAAUACCGAUGGGACACUGGUCGAAUCUCAGCUCGGCUCAAAUAGCUCUCAACUCGGUUCGAAUGGCUCGGUAUCGGUGGUGUCGUCGUCAUCAAACAACAUUCCUUCACCCGAGGUUCCGUUGCGCUCAAACGCCCCCAUCCCGUCUGCGAAUGGACAGGUUUUCCAUGGCUAUCGGCCAAUGGAUAACCCACCACCUUCCAACGGCCAUGAUCACUUGAGCCAUAUGCAUGCACCAAACAUGCAGCCCUCGCCAUACUAUGGCACAGUCGACCAAUUCAUGCCCUCAAGCGCAGGCAUGGUCCCUUCGAAUGGAUAUUUGGUGACCGACAGCUUCGUACCCAACAGCGGCUUUGUGUCAUCGAAUGACCUCCAGUUCAGCAAUGACCAUCAUAUCUUCCACUCCGGGCCGCUUGACCCCCUUGGCUACACCCAGCCCGCGUGGGAACCGGCCCCUGAUGCCAAUCCAAACUUCGGUCUGCUCCAAGGAGCGAUCCAGGAGGUAUCGGAGGAUGCGGUGCCUGCUGUGCCCAGUGUGUUGGAGUAUUGGGACUGGCAGCAACUUGAUCUUGGAAACCCUGGGUAUUGGGGGAACCAACAGCCGCCACGGAUGUGA
This is a messenger RNA of Podospora anserina S mat+, 2385 nucleotides long. RefSeq lists its product as uncharacterized. The transcript has 8 exons. Gene Ontology annotation, biological process: regulation of DNA-templated transcription; DNA-templated transcription. Lineage: Eukaryota; Fungi; Ascomycota; Sordariomycetes; Sordariales; Podosporaceae. The record is from RefSeq and is a predicted model, not a curated record. Gene Ontology annotation, cellular component: nucleus. The coding region runs from base 1 to 2385 and encodes 794 amino acids. Gene Ontology annotation, molecular function: zinc ion binding; DNA-binding transcription factor activity, RNA polymerase II-specific; DNA binding.